AUGGAACCCUAUGCUGGAAUAAACGUUGUUUUAGAAUAUUUCAAAACUAACGAUAGAGAAACAUGGACCUACAAACAUUUUUUAAACGAAAUAAGAGAAACAAUCAUAAUUUCACCACCAUAUUCUGAUGACUGGAGUGGCUUAGAUGGUUGCAUGGAUGAAAAUGAUAAACGUCAAAAAAUGAAGCCUUUUUUUCAAGAAAUUAUUCUUGAACGUGUAAAGAGAGAUACUGAGAAAAAUUAUGUAAUAGAGGGCGUGAAAGUUAUUAAUGAAACAAGGUUUCGUAGUUCCGAUGAAGUUAUUUUCAUUGUAAAUAAACGAUAUCAUGAAGAUCAAGAAAGGUAUGAAGGCGAUUCAGAAUCAAGGGAUGAUUCGUAUAUUAGUUCUGAUGAUUCAAGUCAAGAUAAUAAAUAUGAAUCUCCCACACCAUAUUCUCCUGAAAAUCCUUUCGUUGAUGAUGCUGAAGACGAAAACGAUGUUAUUACUAAUGUUCCUCUGAGUUUUACACCAUUGGAGAGUUUGGAAUCCGAUUUAUUUGUAAAUGGCGUUAAUAUAUCCGAUAAAUUUAGAACAUUCAUUAAUGAAGCGAUAUUACACGCUAAUGAAAAGGGCUUAUAUGUUGAGUCACACAUUCACGAAAUCUUAUCGUUGUCAUCUAUACUCGUUCUCAUACCGAACUCCUACCCUAUUAAAAUGGUUGAAGUGUUUGGUUUAGAUUUAUUGGAACUAACUCAUCAAAAAUAUACACCGAAAUUAACUCUACGAUUAGAUAUAGAGAUUGAGAACUUAUAUAGAAGUGUUAUCAAAACAUGUCUGGACGAAUCGCGCAUCAAUGGUAUCAAAUUACUUUGUAGGAAGCUUGUAGAAAAAAGUGAAAUGAUGGAUAAUUUCGGAUUUUUGAUCCAAGAUUUGAUAAGAACUCUGCCAUAUGAAAAGAUAAGAAAUGAUCCGAGCGAAUUAACCCUAAUAACAAAUUAUUUAGACAGCAUCAUGAAAAAUGCAUUCCAUGUUCCUGACAACCAUAUAGUACAAUGGUCAAACACAACCUUAUCGGAAAGUAAAGUAACGAAAUUUGAUGGUUUAAGGGCGAAACAGCCAGACUUUGUUGUUUCAGUUAACUAUCAAUCUCAAUCAGCAAAUGUAAUCUAUGUGGGUGAAGUGACCGGACCAGCUGAGAAAAAUAACGUUUUCAAAAAUCGUCUUGACCUAAUCAGAAUUGGAAUUUUCAUGAAGGACUGUGUUGAUUCAGCAAUUUCUCGAAAAGCAGAGAUCAAGAUAUUAGGUUUUCAAUGUAUUGGAUAUAAAAUAGAUUUUUAUGUGCUUGAUCUAAAAGGGGAUGGAAUAUACGCAAUGAAUUAUAUUGAACAGAUAUCGGUACCUGCGACUAUUAGAGACUUAUUUACUUUGAUAGAUGAACUUUAUGUUCUGUUAAAUAUACGGAGUAUCUUAUUGGAAUCUUAUGAUACUUUUAUCAGUAACCUUAAAAAUCCAGGUUUAUGUCCAUUAAAGACGAAGUCAUCAUUUAAAAGGAAAACGCUAGAUACUCCCAAAUUUAAUAAACUUGUUAGUAAAACCCGCAAUGUCAAAGGGAAUGUCUAUUAUGCGUGA
Funneliformis mosseae is the source of this 1608-nucleotide messenger RNA. NCBI's taxonomy places the organism in Eukaryota, Fungi, Glomeromycota, Glomeromycetes, Glomerales, Glomeraceae. The record is from the annotation of a GenBank genome assembly.